AAAUAUCGAGAGUAGUCAGUAUCCCGCUCCAUGAGAUUCGUUUUGCCCCCGCCUCCUGGAGCAAUUGGACUUCACCUACCACUCAUUCCUCUGGCUGAGCGUAUGUGAGUCUAAGCCAAUAGCAGGAGAUAUAUGACGCCUCACCAUACAUUUACCGAAUGCAUUCACAUUAUAUUGCGACCCAAAGACUCCUUGGGCUCGGCUGCACGUUGUCAACGUGGCAAGCAGCUCGUCCAAUGAAGCUGGCGCAGCCCUGGAUUUGUUGUUGUCGCCUCGAACUUCGUCCUUCGCUUCGCAAUGUACCGUUCAGGUCUCAUAACUUACUCCGUACACAGUUACAUUCAACCUCAAAAGCCGGGUGCGCCUCUUGUGAGAAUCCGGUAUCGACGUAGGGAUGGGCUCAGAUUUUUGAAGGCAAAUGUCCAAGGCUCGCAAGGCUGGGGCUGGAUGAUCAAGCAAAGCCGUGAAAAGGAGCAAAUUCAGGAACUGGCUGGUGGUGCUUUCACGCCCGUUGUGACGUUGAUCACGUUCUGAAGAUUGAACAGCUAAAGACAUCAGUAUCCAAGAGCUUUUUUAAUGAGACUUUAUUCACACAGAAACCACCUGCCCUUCCUGCCGUUAAAUGGUAAAGGCACCCUGCCCUGCCCCAGCUACUCGUUGACACCAGACACCCCACAUUCAGAUGGAGGGGUUGGUCGUGAGGUCCAAGCCGACCUUGGACUAGUGCGUUGUGAUGAUUGAUUAGUCUUGGCAAGGUUGCUUUGGAGCAGCCAAAGCGCCAACUCCAUUUCCAGAACCUCGUACAUCAUACAGUAUUGUCCUGGCAAGUCUUUCUUGCCUUCCUCACCCACGGGAGGGAACGACAACACUCAGAUCCAUUGACACUACGAUUUACAUCUCCGAUCCGAAAGAUAUUCCCGCCCUUGUGGAAGCCGACUGAGGCCCUUAAACUUCCAUAUCGCUACAGUACCACAUCACCAGCCCACCUCUCAGGUCGAUGAUACAACAUGGCACCCUCUAUAACAACCCCAAGCCAACCCGUGGCUGGCAGAAGAGAACCGUGGGUAGCUAGCAACGGGCGAGAAACAACACCAACGAUGGUACGAGCAGGUACUGCGCUUGCCUCCAAAGCGAAGAAUGACGUGCAGCCUGCUACGUUAUUCAAGACCGACCUCACAGAUAUCCGAAAUCUUGUUACUUGUACAAUCUGCGACCAGCUUCUCUACGAGCCUUGGAUUUUGGGAUGUGGUCAUACCUAUUGUUACUCUGUUCGUGCUACCUACCUCCAUAUCCUGCCCGACUCCAGCUAACAUUUCCAAGUGCCUCUGUAGCUGGUUCACCACCAACCGUAGAAAGAAGACUUGCCCCGAAUGUCGUGCGAAGGUUAUAAUGGUUCCUGCUCCGAAUUUCCUUGUAAGUAAAGUUCAGCUUUAUUGAUGAAGCAUGAAAGUAACAACCCAUCUAGGUCAAGCAGAUGGUCGAUCAAGUCUUCACGAAGCGCCGAGAACUGAUGCCGGCCGAUGAGUCUAUCGAGCAACACGCCAAGCGUAGAACAGAAGAGAUUGAAACUGUGGACAAGGAUCGUAAUGGCCCGGAUGGUGUAUUCAAGGGCUUGUUCCCCAAACCCCGGGCAGAGCCCAUGGUGGACGAAGCAGACGGCGGUAUUUUGAGAUGCCCGGGCUGUGGUGCUGAGCAUAUAGGCGGGCCGGCUUGCACUGUAUGUGGAUUGGGAGUGGAGGAUCCGUAUGGAUUGAGCGACAUGGAUGAUGAUGACAUAGAUGAUCUCGAAGAUUUAGACGAUUUGGAGCAAGACUUGGACGUCGAGAUCGGCGCCGAGUUUGAUCAUCAUCAUCAUCACGGUCAAUUUGCACACGGCCACUUUGCCCAUGCAUUUUUGGAUGUCGCAGCUCGAAAUGUUGGACAUCACUAUGUUGGUCACUACAAUCACAACCACAACCAUAAUCACAAUCACCACCAUCCCGGCUCACAAACCACCUCGGAUUCAGAGGAUAUGAGCGGGCUGGACAGCAACAGCGAUAGCGAGGACGAUGACAACUCCCUGGACGACUUCGUAGUACAGGACGAUCAUCCACAAAACCGCCCCGGCACCGGUGUGAGCGGCAGUUCGGGCCCAAAUGAUGCCAUCAACCUCAUCUCAGAUGACGAGUCUGAUGAGGGUGGUGCAAUUUCAAAUCGCCGGCCACGACAACGUGUCCAAUCAAAUAGAAGUCCAGCCAGUUUGGGAAGCAAUUCCGAUCGAGGUUUCACCCCUUCUGAGUCUUCAGAUAUCCAUUAUGGCAAUCAAUAUGGACAAGGUAGUCCUGCGAGAACAAGAAGUCCCUCAGCUCUGACCGUUACGGAUACUGACACGAACCUCUCUGAAGCCGGCGACAUGACUUCCGCCGAGCUUCUCCGACAAUCUGGCUGGAGUCCACUCGAUCAUGGAAAUGAUAGUGAUGCCGAAGGCCCAAUCUCACCCUAUGGAUAUCAACAUGGUCGUUAUGGCACUUUGCACACAGACGAUGAAGAUGAUUCGGAGAACAGCGACACCACUACGGAAACAGCUACCGAGAAUGGUCACACUGACGAAGAUGACCGCUCUCGAGAAGGCCUUUCCCAGACACCAACCUCCUCAGAAGACCGUUACCAAUCUCACAUCCAAGCUGGUACUCACUUCUACGACCGCGGUCCUGGCGAACAACGAGAUGAAGACUCUGAGGGCGAUACAGAUAUGACUCCAAAUUCACCAAGAUCACGAGAGAGCCGCAGCGUGAGUGCCAGUCCAUACUUCAACGGCCGUGGCGACAGUAGAGAUCCAGACGGUGACCUCACUCCUGUAGCAAGAGGAGACCGAGGUGUGAGCGCUGUGACCACAGAAGGUAGUGAGAUGGGCGGUCUGUAUGAGGGUACGUGGGAAAGCGAUCAGGUUAUCGACCGCGGCCUACAAGCACAGUUCGAUGAAAUACGCAAUGGCAAUCGCGUAUCUCAAGUUCUUGGUUACUCCAACGACAUGCAUUACCAGGAAGCCGAUUCUUCGGACAGCUCUGUAUGCCCACCUCCUGGAAGGAACUCAAGACGCCCUCGAUCAGUUGCCCGUGUUCAGCAGUACGAUCCUCGGAUUAGCAUGAUGUUUGCUGAGCACCAAGCCGCAGCUGCACGAGGCAGCCAAGAGAACCCUAUUUCAUUCGACGACUGGGAGGGCCAUGAGGAGGGUCGUCAAAUGGGGUCCGCCUCCCGAAAUUCAAUGACAGCAUAUCGGAGCAUGCCAGAUCGUCGCAUCGACCCCCUUCGCAGCUCUCGCUCUCCAUCUUCCACUAGAAUCAUCUCCUCUUCUCAGAGAAACUCUCGUCUCCCCAGACAGUACUCUCGCCGUGUGUAGAACUUGACUUUCUUUCUUUCUUUCUUUAGGGACAACUAGGGCUGGUGGGAGCAUUCUGCUGGUUCUGGUCUUCUAGCACAGCAUUGCAUGGUGUUGGUAUGUUUUGGUGGGUGUCAAUUAUGGAAGGAUUCUUAAAUUUGAGCGAAAGGUAUGUGGAUAUGUCAUUGCAGUAUGCAGCACAGGCGCAGGAAGGGUAACCCUUUGGUGGAAAUCAGGCGUCAUUGCGAUAUGUGACGGCAGCCAGAAACUUUAGAAGACAAUAGACUUCUUAAGCGGGCCAUUGAUAAAGUUUGUACAGCCCUGUUCCCUCUUUGUAAUUAUGAGUCCGGCAGAAGAUCUCACAAUUUAUUGGUGCUCUAAGUAAGCCUUAGUGCAAGUCGAAACCCAUAGCCCUUUCCCAAGUUGGGUAUCCUAUUCGAAUGGUUGGAACUCAAGACGCCUCAAUGCCUGUGGGCCACCAAAAGUGUUGUAGAUCUCCAGGCCAAAGCCGAUUUUCGUGAAGUGCUCGCUUACUUCGUUAUGAUAGAACUCCAUUCUCUAGACUACAUUGCGAUCUCGCAACAGAGUUACAGUAUGAUGAAAAGCGGACAAGCCAUAGCCAUGAAUCCAUUCCUUUCUUUCCCAAUUCCAUUCCCCAAGCGCUAAAAGCAAGUACUACAAUGACACAAAAUUUUCUUGCCCUGGUUAUCUGUCCCUCUACUCCACGGUAACGGACUUGGCCAAGUUUCGGGGGAAAUCGACGUUCAAUCCUUCGGCAACAGCGAGCCAGUAGGCCAUCAGUUGGAGUGGAAUAACAUUCAGAAGACCUUGCAGACAGUCGACGGUCUUUGGAAUCUCGAUCUUCUCGGCUUGACCGGCCUUGAACUCCUCGUCAUUAGGAUUGCAGAUGACAAUGGGCUUUCCACUGCGCGCAAUGACU
Cadophora gregata is the source of this 4298-nucleotide messenger RNA. RefSeq lists its product as uncharacterized. Bases 1475 to 3379 code for a protein of 634 amino acids. The transcript is spliced from 2 exons. NCBI's taxonomy places the organism in Eukaryota, Fungi, Ascomycota, Leotiomycetes, Helotiales, Ploettnerulaceae. The record is from RefSeq and is a predicted model, not a curated record.